Molecule: messenger RNA, 1976 nt
Organism: Lactuca virosa
Lineage: Eukaryota; Viridiplantae; Streptophyta; Magnoliopsida; Asterales; Asteraceae
Source: the annotation of a GenBank genome assembly
CAGGUUUGCAUGGGGUACAUAUUUCUUGACCUGUACUUCGGGGUUGAUGCGUGAAAUGUUUGAGAAAAUAGAAAAAUUUAGAAUAUUCAAGCAGGCCAAUCCCGAAUCGAAGAAAGUACACAAGUAUACCAUUGCCGGUUUUAUGCUUCCGUUUAAGAUACAGAUUUUAGAGACGUUCCCAGAGGCAACACAGUAUUAUAUACGCAUGCCGACAGAAUUGCCAUGGAUGAGGUCGUGGAUAAGAAAAACACCGUUAUAUUGGGUUCAAUGUCCUCGAAUAAUCAACGUCCUAAUAACCAUCCUAUUGUUGUCGUGGCAAACGAGACGGAGCUCAUGGUGCCAUUUUAUAUUCGAUAUGUGAAUUGGACUCUUAACCAUGAAGAAUCUCCCCCACGGCAACAUAGUGCACCUAUUGUUGCGUCGCCUCCUCGAAGAAAGAAGUACAAGUUGGAAACAUCUUCAACUGAAACAUCCACAAAUGCUUCUACCUCGCAACAACCUGAAGUAGAAAGAACUUAUAUGUCAAGCGACACAUCAACAAGGUCGGUAAAGAAGAAGAAGACGAGCACAAAGGCAUUGGUGAAGCGUCUAAUAGACGUUGUGGGUGAGUUAACUUAUAAAGUAGACCGUGUAUUACAGAAAAAAGAUGAACCACAUAUAGGGUUUAGAGAGGGGGAGGACAUGGUAAAUGAAGAGGAGGAAGAAACAUAUUACCAUGGUACACAGUUGCAUUAUGAUGAUUCAUUUACACAUGGUAUGGAGGGGAAAGUUGGGCGUACACCUACGGGGAAAAAUGUUGAGCCGUCACCAGACGUGGGUCAACAUGACAAAAAAAAACAGUGACUCCUAUUGUUAGACCGCAACGGACAAGGGGUGCUUCAUGGUAUCAGUGGACACUGUUCACAGUGAUCCAGUCCACACCAAAAUUGAAGAAAAUCACCCAACCAAGGAAAAAAAAGCAGCGGAGUGUACCGAAAAAGCAAAUGAAGAUAUUAUGAAUGAAGAGAGUAAUGAUGUUUCAAAUAAUCUACAGUUAGACAGUCUUUAUGCAAGUAGUACGUUGGGUUUUUGGAAAGAAUGAAAUAUAAUCUCUUCCAACCUCAACACUACACACAUGCUGCAUAUACUCCCACCGGAUGUGGAGUUUUGGUCAAGGUUACUUACAGUUACUAAUUCUGGGUAGUUAAUUUCUUCGGUAACAUUCGUUAAAUUUUAACUACUUUUUUAGACGAUGAUUUAUAUAAAUAAUUGUAACAUUUUUAUCUUAAAAUGUACAACAUAUUGCAAUAUGGAGUGGCUUGCUCAUGGAAAGACGUUCGGCGAACGCAAGGUGGACGAUAUACCCUCAAGAACUCAAUUUACAACCCGUAAAAUCAUUUUUUAGGAAUGUAGCAAAUGGUGUUGGAGGCUAUCCUAAAUAGAAGGAUGUGGAUAUGGUUAGUUUAGUUUAAUAAUUAUAUAUAUAUAUAUAUAUAUAUAUAUAUAUAUAUAUAUAUUUAUUUUUGUUUGCAGGUUCUAUUCCCCAUAAACGUUGUUGGUGUCCAUUGGUUUUUGGCAGUGCUACAUUUAAAUACCUGCAAAGUACACAUUUAUGAUUUAGCACGAUCUAUGAAUUUCUUCUCGAAGUACAAGAUUGGUGGAUAAUUCGAAAGUUUUUGGGAUAGUAUUAUCUCAGAGCUAGAUGUGAUUGAGUACUGGAACGAUUUCCCCGACGGACACAGAGACAUUGCAACUGUGGAGUUUGUUGAAACUAUUGACGCGCCACAGUAGGAAUACAUCGAAGAUAAAGGGGAGUGUGGAGUAUUCGUUUUCAUGUUUAUGGAUAUGGUUGUUUCGGGGAUACCGGUGAAGAUUGAUAAGCCACGUAGAGAUGCGGGAUUUCUCUAUAGAAAUAGGAUGACAAAUAUUAUUUGUGACACUAUAUAACUUGAUUUUAGGAACUUUGUAUAUAUUAAUAUGAAAUACCUGUUUUUUGU